Molecule: messenger RNA, 870 nt
Organism: Aspergillus campestris IBT 28561
Lineage: Eukaryota; Fungi; Ascomycota; Eurotiomycetes; Eurotiales; Aspergillaceae
Product: cytochrome oxidase assembly protein SHY1
Exons: 3
Coding region: 1-870 (289 amino acids)
Biological process (GO): mitochondrial respiratory chain complex IV assembly
Cellular component (GO): membrane; mitochondrion
Source: RefSeq, a predicted model, not a curated record
AUGCGGUCCGUCUUGUCGGCCUUGAACCGCACGGCCGCGACCGCGUGGGCGCAGCCCCCGACAACAGCGGCAAUGCGCGGCCCUCGCGCGGCAUUCAAACCCGACUCGAUCUGCGCCCGGUGUCGCCGACAACAGGUCCGGUCUUACCAGAACAUGGCGGACGAUCCGCGGUGGUUAUCGGUGGUUGAUAACCCGGCGCGAAUUGUGCGGACGGGCCGGAAGCAUGGGCCGGGGUUGAUUAUCCUAGCACUGAUCCCCAUCAUCUCCUUCGGGCUCGGCGCCUGGCAAAUCCAACGACUAGACUGGAAAACGAAAUUGAUUUCGAAAUUCGAAGACCGACUCGUGAAGCCGCCUCUGCCGCUGCCAUCGCGCGUCGACCCCGACGCAGUGAACGAGUUCGAUUACCGGCGGGUUUACGCUACGGGUCGGUUGAGGCACGAUCAGGAGAUGCUGGUUGGGCCGCGGAUGCGGGAAGGCGAGGACGGGUUCUUGGUGGUGACGCCGUUGGAGCGGGACGGGGGACGCGGCACUGUGCUGGUUAACCGGGGGUGGAUCUCGAGGAGCUUGCAGGAUCAGAAGUUGAGGGCGGCGGGGCUGCCGCAGGGGGAGGUGACUGUUGAGGGGUUGCUACGGGAGCCGUGGAAGAAGAAUAUGUUUACGCCGGAUAAUAAGCCCGAGGAUGGGAAGUUCUACUUUCCUGAUGUGGAGCAGAUGGCUCAAUUGACGGGCAGUCAGCCAAUCUGGAUUGAACAGACGAUGGUCCCGGAUAUGGUGGAGGCGUAUGAUCGUGCAGCCAAAGGUAUUCCCAUUGGUCGCGCAGCGGAGGUCAACCUCCGAAACAACCACAGCCAGUACAUCUUCACAUGGUAG